AUGUUGUUAGUUGUUCAAAUAAUUGCCACCUGCAUCGUCGUUGUGUCGACCAGUGCGACUUGUGCGACGAGUGGACAAAACUUUGCAGCGGCUGAAAAAAAUUCCAUACAAGCCACGAAUUCUUUUCUGUAUGAAUUCAAGAUAGUACUACAACGCCUGCAAGAUGAAAUACAUUACAACAACGUCUUAUUACUGGCACGAGUGGCGAAAGAUUGUGUUGCCGAAGAGCUACUCUCCCACAUUUCUAAUCCACAUCUAAUACACAAUGGUUCCAACGAUUUUUAUGUGAAAGACAAAUUUAAUAGAGAAUUUCUAUCCAUUCUCUGCCUUGACAAAAUCACAUAUCACGAACUGUUGCGCGAACUUAGCACAAAUCUACAACAUAUGCGCACAAAGCCUAUUCUUGCCAUAUUAAACAGAAAGUCGUCGGAGACUAAAUCAGAAGAGCUGGAGGAUUUUUUUAUGCUUUGUGAAAAAUUGAAACUCUUGAAUGUAAUUAUAUUGGCAAGCGACUUUCAUGUGGCACACAUUUAUCAUAGCUACACUCAAUUUCCAGUUUUCGAAAUGGAGCGCAAACAUAUACACAUUGACCAGCCGCUGAUGCCCUAUCGCUUGCUGGAUCUGCGUCUCAAACGAAUCUGGGUUUUAUUAGAUCGGAUGGAGCCAAACUCGAUGCUGUAUCAUGAUCCUAAAGUGGAACAGCUCCAUGCUACUGGCUAUAUAGGGAGACUUUUUAUAUAUUUUAUGGAACACUACAGAUGCAUACUUCAACUGCCAGGCGAAUAUGAGUGGUCGUAUUUAAAUUCAAUACAUUGGACUGAGAUAUAUACCGCUGCACGCAAUGGCACCAUCGACUUCGGUUUCACUGGGUCAAAGCCGCAGUUGGAUGGCAAUAUGGACAACCAUAUUUAUCCACUCGAAAUGGUGCAUUGGCUGACAAUGUUGCCUGUGGAGCAGCCAAUUAAAACUAAUAUUAUAAUUUUCGCUUUCUUCCGUUUACACCUCAUAUUACUGUUGUUACUGAUAUGUUGGACUCUAUCGGUACUACUCAAGUUAGAAGGUAUUUUAAAAAAAUUUAAACAUCUGACAAUUCGAAUGCUUCUGUGGAAUAUGUGGGCAUGUAAUUUUAAUAUCUUACGCGGCAUACUAAGUCAAUCACCGAAGGUGCACAGAAACAGCUAUCACACCACGUUUUGUUAUGCAUUGAGCAUUUAUACGGGCUUUAUUUUCACUGCCAUGUACUCGAAUAUGUUGGUCAAUUGGUUGACGGUAUUACCACAUGAGCCACCAAUACGCAGUUUCGAUGGCGUUGUCGAGCGCAAAUUGUUAAUACAAGUUUAUGAAAAGGAUUUGCAAGAAUAUCGGGGUGAUGCAUUUUUUUCUAAAUAUCAGUCGAUUUUCAAGCACAUCCAAACAUAUGCCGAGUUCCAACAUAACCGCAGGCAGAUGGACACGCGCUAUGGCUAUACUAUUGACGCGAAAUCUUGGCUAGCAUUUAAGGAACGUCAAAAUCAUUUCGCACGGCCGCUAUUCCGUUUAAGCUCUGAGCUUUACUAUGCACAUAAUAUGUUUGUGUCUUUUCCUGUGUUCGAAAAUUCUAUCUAUAAGGACUUGCUCGAUCGUUUCUGUUUACAUUUACGUGAAGCGGGUAUCAUAGAUUAUUAUCAUGGCAUGUCUUACUAUGAUUCACUGGAAGCUACAGGCUACAUAAUGACAGAUCCAAGUAAAAGGCCAACAACAAAAGCAUUGAAAGUAGUGGAUUUCAUAUGGCUAUGGGUGUUGUAUGCCACAGGAAUAGGCAUCUCCGCUUUGGUUUUCUUGAUGGAGCAAUUCAAGCUGCGAAUACUGGAGAAUUGA
Anastrepha ludens (Mexican fruit fly) is the source of this 1857-nucleotide messenger RNA. RefSeq lists its product as uncharacterized. The coding region runs from base 1 to 1857 and encodes 618 amino acids. The record is from RefSeq and is a predicted model, not a curated record. The transcript has a single exon. Lineage: Eukaryota; Metazoa; Arthropoda; Insecta; Diptera; Tephritidae.